Molecule: messenger RNA, 534 nt
Organism: Aaosphaeria arxii CBS 175.79
Lineage: Eukaryota; Fungi; Ascomycota; Dothideomycetes; Pleosporales
Product: actin-related protein-like protein 2/3 complex subunit 4
Exons: 5
Coding region: 1-534 (177 amino acids)
Biological process (GO): actin filament polymerization; Arp2/3 complex-mediated actin nucleation
Cellular component (GO): Arp2/3 protein complex; actin cytoskeleton
Molecular function (GO): actin filament binding
Source: RefSeq, a predicted model, not a curated record
AUGGCAGUCCAUCGAAACAAUCGGAACUCUCAAUCCCUCCGACCUUACCUACAAUGCGUACGCUCGUCGCUGACCGCCGCCCUCUCCCUCUCGAACUUCGCAUCUCAAGCCUCCGAGAGGCAUAACGUUCCCGAGAUCGAAGCUGCAAGCUCACCGGAGGUACUCCUAAACCCGCUCACGGUAUCAAGGAACGAAAAUGAGAAGGUCUUUAUUGAGCCAAGUAUCAACAGUGUGCGAAUUAGCAUAAAGAUCAAGCAGGCCGAUGAAAUCGAACAUAUCUUGGUUCAUAAGUUCACGCGCUUCUUGACUCAGCGAGCUGAGGCAUUCUUCAUCCUCCGGCGGAAGCCAGUCAAGGGUUAUGAUAUCUCCUUUUUGGUAACAAACUUCCACACAGAGGAGAUGUUAAAGCACAAACUUGUUGAUUUCAUUAUCCAAUUCAUGGAAGAGGUUGAUAAGGAGAUCUCGGAGAUGAAGCUUUUCCUCAAUGCACGAGCCCGUUUUGUGGCCGAAUCGUUCCUCACACCAUUUGAUUAA